GUCUCCCUGAUUAAAUAAUUUAUUUAAAAAAGUCGUUUUCUUCAAUUUCGUACGGACGGAUAUCCCGUCGAAGCACGUCUCGGCUUCGAUCUUCGUUUCCGAUUUCGGGGAAGUUCUUGUUCGUUUUCACUUUCGGAUCUGUGUUUCGUGUUCGUUGAUUCUGCGUGAAGCAUGAUGGUUUCGCGAUUGUCGUGACGUUUUGCGUUCGAGAGCUCGAUCUGCUUUCUCUCUCUAGAUUUGCUCUUUUUUUCCCACCUCUGUGAAAAAGAAAGCGGCGGAGGGAGGAAAAGGGGGAGGUUUCGUUUGAUGCUGCGGUUCUGACGCCAUGAGGAAGAAGCUCGACACGCGAUUUCCAGCUGCAAGGAUCAAGAAGAUAAUGCAAGCAGAUGAAGAUGUAGGGAAAAUUGCAUUAGCAGUUCCUGUUCUAGUCUCAAAAGCAUUAGAAUUAUUUUUGCAAGACCUUUGUGACCGUACAUACGAAAUAACUCUUCAAAGGGGAGCAAAGACUAUGAAUUCACUGCAUUUAAAGCAUUGUGUGCAAAGCUAUAACGUGUUUGAUUUCCUGAGGGACAUCGUCAGCAGGGUUCCUGACUAUGGUCAUGGUCAUGGUCAUUCAGAUGCUGUCUCUGAUGAUAGAACAGUGUCCAGAAGAAGGAAGGCCACCAUCGACGAUGGUAACGACACUGAUGAAGAAGCCAAGAAGAGCAGGAUGCUUGAGAUGGGCCAUAGCCAUACUGGCAGCAGUGGCAGAGGAAGAGGCCGAGGCCGAGGAAGAGGCCGUGGGCGUGGUGGCCGAGCCACUGAGAGGGAGACUCCACACCAUGAAACCGAAUCAUCUGAGCCGACCACAUCUCUGCAGCCUCUCAACAAGAACAUUGCCAAUCAAGGAACAAUCUUGGAUCCCAGCUCUGAGCCAAAGAAAACUACUGAGGAAACUGUCACAGCCACUGAGGGUUCCAAGCUCGAGGCGCAUGGUUUUGAUCUGAACACUCAAGUUACUGAGAACGAGGGCACCCCAGCCAAAGUUCCAGCAGCUGGUGUUUCAUCUGAGGAACCUAAUGCUGAUGAGGCCAAACACGAAGAAUAUCCAGGGUGGUCACUCUCCGAGGUGGACAAGAUGGCCAUUGACCCUCUUCAAUUGGCAAAUCUUGGUGGCCGCAUUGAUGAGGAUGAUGAAGACUACGAUGAGGAGGGCUAAAACCAGGAGCCUCAUGUAGACACUCGAGAUGUGUCGGAUAGCUGGAAGACAAUGGGUAGAGUCCUGGAGGAGCAGAGGAGGUCCAAAUCAUCACCAGACAAGCGGUAUGCAUUGUGGAAGAUUGUACCCUGUUUGGUGCUCCCCGGAAAGAGUUUGGUUCCCUCUCUGCAUUUGGUUUCAUAUCGCAUCUGAAUUUUACCAUAUUGUAAGCUAACAUCAUCAUUCUCCAAGAAUGUCGUCCUUUGCCCUUAGAUUUUCUCAGGGAAUGUAGUCUCAGAAUGUUAGAAGAGUCCGCUUCUGCUCUUUCGGUCAUCCAUUGUUGUAGUAAAAAAUUGGUAAUCUUAAUUAAGCAAGAGUUAGGAAGGCUUCUCUUUGCA
Molecule: messenger RNA, 1575 nt
Organism: Rhodamnia argentea
Lineage: Eukaryota; Viridiplantae; Streptophyta; Magnoliopsida; Myrtales; Myrtaceae
Product: dr1-associated corepressor
Exons: 6
Coding region: 326-1198 (290 amino acids)
Biological process (GO): regulation of DNA-templated transcription
Cellular component (GO): nucleus
Molecular function (GO): protein heterodimerization activity
Source: RefSeq, a predicted model, not a curated record